Aquila chrysaetos chrysaetos is the source of this 552-nucleotide messenger RNA. It is a transcript of the gene PIERCE2, whose product is annotated as chromosome 5 C15orf65 homolog. The transcript is spliced from 3 exons. Gene Ontology annotation, biological process: axoneme assembly. Gene Ontology annotation, cellular component: axonemal microtubule. The coding region runs from base 199 to 552 and encodes 117 amino acids. The record is from RefSeq and is a predicted model, not a curated record. NCBI's taxonomy places the organism in Eukaryota, Metazoa, Chordata, Aves, Accipitriformes, Accipitridae.
CGGGCGGCCCGCCCCGCCCCGCCCCCCGCGGCGCUCCCGCUGCUAUGGCAACGCCGCGCCGCUGAGCUCGGGGCCGAGCGGCCGCCGCGCCCCCCGACAGCGGCAGCCGCACAGGAUUGGAACCGGACGCCUGCAGCCACCCCGCUCCAGGAGAAGCUGUCCUUUCCCGAGAGCCUCUCGUGACUGGGGGGAAAGAAGAUGACUUCUCCUGAGAAACUGCCAUCAAGUCUGAACACAGAGCAAAACCAAUCUCCUCAUCUGCCUCUCUGUGCAAAUCCUGGCAACCCGGUGUUUUCCUGUAUGCUGGACCCCAAAACACUCAUCACCAAUGGUUCUUCGACAAAGCCUCAGGUUUUACUGUUUAAAACAACUUCAAGUGAAUAUGGUGCUAUACCACCUGUCUCACAGUUGGUACCCUGUAUUUAUCAUCCAGUGGAUCAAACCUUUUCAAAACACUUACUCACUUGUGGGUCAUUUGAAGAUAGUUAUUUAAACACUGCUAUUGACAGAAGUAGGGUAUAUGACUACCCCAAUUUCCAGCAUACUCUGUAA